Messenger RNA from Rotaria sp. Silwood1, 1686 nucleotides. The record is from the annotation of a GenBank genome assembly. NCBI's taxonomy places the organism in Eukaryota, Metazoa, Rotifera, Eurotatoria, Philodinida, Philodinidae.
AUGGCUACUAGUAACAGUGAAGAUCGUGUAUGCCAAUUUCUUGUACUCUCUGAGAAGUUUAUUCCAGAGAAUAAAUUUGGUCAUUUUACCAAGUUAUUUUUCAACGUGACCGCCUUACGCAAAUAUGUAUGUGAUCAUAUCAAGGAUACAAAUACUUUUCACUUACAUAUUGCUGUCCUGUAUCUCAGAGAAUUAUUAGAAAAAUUUGUUCACCAUAUUGAACAAGUUCGGCGUAUUUAUGUAUACUAUGAUACUAGUGAUGCCCUUCAAUAUGGUCAAAGUUGUAUUCCAUUUGGAUCAGAAGAAAGUGAAAAAUUCGAGUUUUGCCCUGAACGUGAUUUAGAAAAACAAUUACUAAAUGCUGAGACUGGGAGAGCUGUAGAUUCAUCCCAAUCAAUUGACCGACCGACAAUUUACAACAUUGCUACGUCAACCAUGGAACGUCUCUCUGCAAAACGAACGAAUAAUGCUGAUUGUCAUUCUUCAGUGUCAAAACGAUUUGCUUUUACAAUUCAAGAGGACUCUUUUAUGAAAAAUAUCAAUUCACGUUCCAUUUGUCCAUCUUGUAAAUUAUUUUUUCAAGAACCUUUUCAGCUUGAAUGUGGACAUCGACAAUGUAAAUCAUGUAUAAAUAAUCAAAACAGUUGUGCAACAUGUUUGAAAUUCAUUUCAAAAGAUAAAAUAUGGUUAGAUCGAGGUUUUCAAAAUGAAAUACAACAAUUACCAACGACAUGUUUAGAAUGUGAGUGGAACGGGUCAUUGAAACUUUAUCAAAAGCAUCGUGAUCAAAAUCAUCAACAAUUUACCAACUGUUCCAUUUGCAACGAACAAGUAGCUCAAAGUAACCUUCAUCGACAUUAUUUAGAUGAAAUACAUCAAGAAAUUCUUUCCACCUUGUCUUUAAUAUGUACAACAAACAAUAGUAAUUUAAAUCAUAGUCAAAUUCAAGGAGCAAUAUCCAAUUUAUUAAAUAGUACAAACGUUCGAAAUAAUGAUAUACAACGAAUCAAUAGAGAACUUAACAGUCAUCAAUAUGCUAUUUCAGUUAUGGCUCAACAAUGGUCUUCAUUUAAAACAAUAGUUCAAGAAAUCAAUGAUCAUAUCUAUGGAAUAGAAAUUAAUCGAAAUCUAUUAUAUCAACAAUUCCUAAUUUUGAAAGAGAAUGUUGAAGAUGCUCAGGCUACAUCGUUUGAUGGUACACUAACGUGGAAGAUAACGAAUUUUCAAGAAAAGAGAAUGGAUGCUAUAUCAGAACGAAAAAUAUCAAUCUAUUCUCCAUCAUUUUAUUCAUCUCAAACAGAUUAUAAAAUGUGUUUACAAUUAUGUUUAAAUGGGGAUAAUAAUACACAAGGUACACACAUGUCAUUAUUUUUGGUAUUAAUGCAAGGUAAUCAUAAUACAAUUUUUCAUUGGCCAUUUAAAUUUAAAGUAACAUUUACUUUACUUAAUCAAUUAUCAUCGAACAAUAACCAAUCGAUUUCCUUUUGGUUUAAUACAACAUCAAGCUGUUUUCAACAUUCAACUACCGAUAUAAAUAUUGUUGAUGGUACUUCAACAUUUCUUUCUCUUGAUUUAUUUGAAAAAAAUCAAAAUCAAUAUGUUCAAAAUGAUACAAUGUUUAUUAAAGUGGAAAUUGAUUUUCAGGCUGAAAAACCGAGUAAAUUGUCUAUACUAAAACAUAUUUGA